This is a messenger RNA of Lachancea mirantina, 1032 nucleotides long. Lineage: Eukaryota; Fungi; Ascomycota; Saccharomycetes; Saccharomycetales; Saccharomycetaceae. The record is from the annotation of a GenBank genome assembly.
AUGACCUUUAAGAUCUUAAUGUUCAUCAGUUUAGAUAAAUCGAUAGUCACCGGGGCGACCCAUCACUUCAAAAAAACGUACCAAGUCAAUAUUAGCCCCAACAUGUUCUUCAAAUCACCUCUCGAUAUUGAAAUUCACUUUGAUGGCGAGGAUUCAAGGAAAGUGGUUGAAAUUAAUAACAACAAUGCCAGUUCCAAUGCCAAGUCUUUGAAAGACCAAUAUCCACUUUACGAAAACGGUGAAAGUCUUAGUGGAUUGGUAACAUUAAGAGUGAAAGAGGGUAAGAAAGUCGAUCAUCUUGGUGUCAAGGUCAAUUUGAUAGGUAGUGUUGAUAUUGCGAAAUCGAAUUCCGAAUACAAGAAAUCCACAGUGGACACGUUCUUAUGUCUGAGUGCAGACUUGUGUCCCCAAGGAGAGCUCAUGCACUCUCAGACGUUCCAAUUCAGCUUCAAAGAUGUGGAAAAACGAUACGAGUCCUACCGGGGUCGUAAUGUGGACAUUUCUUAUUACGUGAAAGUUACGGUGCUUAGGAAGUCCACCGAUAUUGUUAAGAUUAAAAAGUUCUGGUGUUACCUUUACAAAACGAUUCCCACUUCGGGCCCCAGUGGACAAAAUGAAGAUGCGAAACCUGUCAAACUUGAUAUAGGGAUCGAAAACUGUUUACAUAUCGAGUUUGAAUUCUCAAAGUCUCAGUAUAGCAUAAAAGACGUGAUUGUGGGCAGGAUAUAUUUUCUACUGACGCGCUUGAAAGUCAAACAUAUGGAACUGAGUCUCAUUACCAGGGAAACCUGUGGACUUGAACCUAACCAACUUUCGGACUCGACCUCGAUACGGUACGAAAUUAUGGACGGGUCUCCGGUAAAGGGUGAAACAAUACCGAUCCGAUUAUUCUUGGGUGGCUACGAUCUGGUGCCAAACACGUCUUGCAAUUAUUUCAAUAUUAAGAAUUAUCUAAGCCUUGUCAUUAUCGAUGAAGAUGGCAGAAGAUAUUUCAAGCAAACAGAGAUAUUUUUGUACCGGACAAGAGACUGA